CAACAUUGAUCGCACAAUCGUUGUGCUACACUAAUACUUUGACAUCGAUUUGGCCUGACUUGUCAACAAUUUACACAAUAUUACCCCGAAAUAUAUAUCGAAAAACAAUGUCGGCUAUUUUUCACUUUUCUGGAAUGUUGUCUGUGCUGCUGUUACUCAUCUGCACCUGCGCCUUUGUGCGCUCCGUGGUGCCACAGCUACUCGAUACUCAUCGGACAGGAUGGAAGGGAGUCUUUUGGAAGAUGGCAAGGAUUGGAGAGCGUCUCAGCCCCUAUGUGGCAGGGGCCUGUAUCGUGCAGGCCUUUGUCGUGCUCAUGGGCAUCUGACGAGCGGCAGCAGCUGAAGGAUGGGAAGAGGCGAUGGCAGCAGUAGGCCUCAAACGACGGGAAGAGCUGCAGCCGUAGGAGGAGGCAGAGGCCGACUGACCAACGAUUGGCUUUUUGCAGCUGUAAUCAAUAUGCAAACAAACCAUUUGCCACAAUAAUUACAAAGUAAUGCAGCGCCCGGCGCGAAAUGUAAAAAUAAACGCCAGCUGCCCCGCAA
Messenger RNA from Drosophila miranda, 543 nucleotides. RefSeq names its product protein kish-A-like. Gene Ontology annotation, biological process: protein secretion; intracellular transport. The coding region runs from base 108 to 326 and encodes 72 amino acids. The record is from RefSeq and is a predicted model, not a curated record. The transcript has 3 exons. Lineage: Eukaryota; Metazoa; Arthropoda; Insecta; Diptera; Drosophilidae.